CUGGCAGCUUGGGACUCCACAGCUAGGUGCGGUCGCCAAACCCUAGCUCUGGACAAAUCGCCUUGGAUUUAAAAAGACUCUUAUGCCCCUGUACGGAACUCCGCACCCACGCUACGUACCGUGAUUUGGACCCAAAUCAGGGGGGUUUCUGUAAAUCACUGCGAGUUGCCCCUUUUUUCUUUUCUUUUCUUUUCUUCUCUUUUUCCUUCGUUUUCUUAGGUCUGUUUGGGUUGCAGGAAAAAGGAGAGAGAGGAUAGGGAAUUCGAGGCGGUGAGACGGUGAGUGCGGAGAGAGAUGAAGGGCUGCGAGCUGUGUGGAUGUCCGGCGAGGAUGUACUGCGAGUCGGACCAGGCGAGCUUGUGCUGGGACUGCGACGCCAAGGUUCACGGUGCGAACUUUCUGGUGGCUAGGCAUUCGAGGAGUCUUCUUUGCCACGUAUGUCGGUCGCCGACGCCGUGGAGAGCUUCCGGUGCGAAGCUAGGGCACACGGUUUCGGUGUGCGAGAGGUGCGUGGACGGGUGUGGUGGGAGGAAGUGUGGAGGUGCAGCGGAGGAGAGCGAGGGAGGGAAUGAUGAUGAGGUUGGCAUGGAGGAUGAUGAUCUCGAUGAGGAUGAUGAGUACGACGAUGACGAUGAUGUCGAAGAUGAGGAGGAGGAAGAGGAGGAGGAUGACGACUUUGGCGGUGAUGAUGAAGACGGUGAUAAUCAGGUGGUGCCAUGGUCUUCUACGCCGCCUCCACCUGAGGCAAGCUCUUCGAGCAGCGAAGAGUCGUUGAACAGCUUCUCUAGCGGCAACAGAGAUGUCCCUGGUUCGUUCACAAUGCUUUCGCUGAAGCGAAUGCGUGAAACUGCUUCAGAUCUUCGCUCGCAAGACGAUUUCAACCGACCGUCCUCUCAACCGAACUACGCCUCAGCGAGGGCGGCAGCGGCUCGAUCCGCGGCUGACGACGGCGAAGCCAUUUCUGAGGACGCCCUUAGGCCAUUCAAAGACCGGAGAAUAGAACAGAACCGGCCGGUCCAACCCCAGGCCGGUUCGAGAACGGCCGAGAUCGUCGACUCGCUUAACAGACUCCACAAUCAAGACAUAACCUCCGGCAGCGACGCGUCCUCUAUAAUCGCCGGCAUUUGCAAUCUGAGUAAACAAUCUGGGGCCGUUGAUCUUGAUUGCUCGAGCUCUCGUAGUCGUCGGAUUUGAGGUAGCCAUUAACCUACUCUAACAAAAAUCCUCUAUUAACCAUCAAUUUACUCUGUAUUGAUUAGAGACCUAUCUCCUGAUUGUAUUUCUUGGUUGAAUCAAACGGUGUCGUUUUGGGGACUAGGGGUUUUGGGUAAGACAAAACCAUUGGUGUAAAAUGAAGUACUGAAUGAAAAUGACCAUAUCAUUGAGAUUCAGAGACUACUAAGAAAUGGUAAUGGGCAUGUUUUUUCAAUGUAGGGACAUCCUUGAGGUUUAGGUGACCUCUAGAAGGGGCAGUGAACCUUUUGUGUGGCUACUCUUGUUCUUUCAUUCUGUGACGGGUUCUCGGUAGCCUCACACUAACCCCCAUCCUAUCUCUUCCAAAAAGCACUUGGUGGCUUGGGUUUGGUGGUAUGUGGGUGUGUCAUUUGCUUGUUGCAUUACCAUAUUUGAUCUGGUACAGAUGUGGAAUAUAGGCCAUUGUUUUUACUCUAGGGUAGGCUUCAAACUUGUGGCUUGUCAAGUCAGCAAAACAUGAUCAAAAUUGGCUAAACCAAACCACACCCACCCUGCUUUUUUCGUUUCCUUUCUAACCAAAAAAAUAAAAAUAAAAAGUCCCAUUUUUGUGGUCAAUGAGAGGGUUGAGGGUCUUUUCUAUACUAUUUGACAUUUUGACUAUCAGGGGAUAUGAUUUAAGGCAUGUAAGCCACCAAAUCUAUUAAUUGAUAGUUGUUGUUUUUUUUAAUUUAUUAAUAUUCGGUUUUAGGGGAUUUCUUCAUUAUUUGCCAUUCCCAUUGGGCGGUCCUCUUUUUUUCUUUUUCUUUCCGUUCUUUCUUUUCUAACAGAGGAAAAAAAGAAAAGAAAAAAGAACAGAAAAAUCCCAUUGUAUGGUCGAUGAGAGCCUUGAGGAUCUUUUCUUGGCUAGUUGAUAUCUUGACUAUUCA
Vitis riparia (riverbank grape) is the source of this 2120-nucleotide messenger RNA. RefSeq names its product putative zinc finger protein At1g68190. The record is from RefSeq and is a predicted model, not a curated record. Gene Ontology annotation, molecular function: zinc ion binding. NCBI's taxonomy places the organism in Eukaryota, Viridiplantae, Streptophyta, Magnoliopsida, Vitales, Vitaceae. The transcript has 2 exons. The coding region runs from base 295 to 1194 and encodes 299 amino acids.